AAAAAUAAAUGAAAAUGAAAAGACGCGUGGCCAAACGUCCAUCUCAUAAACCGAUAUUUUAUGCUUUGGGAGCAUUAUUUGUGGCUUUAACUGGGGUUUUAGUAAUGGAUUUGAGAAAACCAGCAUUGACCGGGGAAGAGCAUUUAGAUCCAAAUGGUGACAAUAUAACAGAACCAACUAUAAAUGCUUUCAAGGCGGCAACAGAUCGCCCGCCAAAACCACCACAGCCUCAUCCCAAAAGAUUUCCAAUACCUAAAAAUUGGACACAUUUGGAUUUGAAUCGCAUGCGCGAGGAAAACAAGCUACAAAUAAAUAAAACUUAUUUUGAGUUGCCCAAAGCCGAAGGACCAUUUAGAGAUUGGGAAGAUUUUGAAGCGAUGAUGGGGGACUUGCAACGUGUUGGUUUGGGAGAACAAGGUACACCGGCGUAUUUGAGCAAUGAUUCGUUAAGAGAAAUGGAAAAGAAGGUGUCUAUGGAGAAUGGUUUCAAUGGCUUGCUAUCGGAUUAUAUUUCGGUUAAUCGUUCGGUGGCGGAUGUUAGGGAUGAGAGCUGCUUAUCAAAAUCAUAUUUGGCCCAAUUACCCACCGUCAGCGUAGUCAUACCAUUUUACAAUGAAUACUUUUCCGUGUUGUUGCGUACGCUCUACAGCAUCGUCAGACGUUCUCCAGCUGACUUAUUAAAAGAAAUAGUCAUCGUAGAUGAUUGCAGUGAUCGUGAAUACUUGAAAGAAGAACUCGAGCAGUUUAUCUCACAACACUUUGGCAAUUUGGUGAAAAUUGUACGUUUAGAAGAACGCACGGGUCUUAUUGGAGCCCGUUUGGCUGGGGCCCGCGAAGCCACUAGUGAUGUUUUGGUGUUCUUUGAUUCUCACAUAGAAUGUGGCUACAAUUGGUUGCCUCCUUUGCUGCAACCAAUUGCACUCAACCCCAAAAUAGCCACCUCUCCCAUAGUGGAUGUCAUAAGUCAUUCCACAUUUGCCUAUACGGAAGCAGUUAAGACUGCUUUAAGAGGAGCUUUUGAUUGGAACAUGAUUUAUAAGUUAAUGCCUCAGUUGCCUGAAUUUUCAGCUGAUGAAACAGAACCUUAUCCGAAUCCCAUUAUGAUGGGUGGUUUAUUUGCCAUAAAUCGGGACUUCUUCUGGCAGCUGGGUGGCUAUGAUGAGGGUUUGGAUAUUUGGGGAGCCGAACAAUAUGAGUUGAGUUUUAAGAUUUGGAUGUGCGGCGGUUUGUUAUUUGAUGUGCCCUGCUCCCGGGUAGGUCAUGUAUUUCGUGGACCCAUGGAAACCAGGCCCAGUGCAAGGGAUUACAAUUUCGUGGCCAGGAAUCACAAACGUGUUGCUGAGGUCUGGAUGGAUGACUACAAAUACCAUUUCUAUGAGCGCAAUCCCUCACUUUAUGACAAUUUAGAUGCCGGUGAUUUAUCUAAACAAAUAGCCUUAAGAGACUCUUUGCAAUGCAAAUCAUUCCAAUGGUAUUUAGAUGAAAUUGCUCCCGAUUUACUAGUCAACUAUCCAGCCAAAGAAAAGGAAAAUUAUGCUUCGGGGGCCAUUCAAAGUAAAGCCUUUCCCAAUUACUGUCUCGACACCCUCAAUGGUGCAAGUAAUAGUAAAGUGGGUCUAUUCUACUGUGCUGAAAAUAAAACUCAUCCACAAAGUAAUCAGUAUUGGGUCUUAAGCCCCAAUCGUGAGUUACGUUUGCAUGACAAUGUUCUCUGUCUAGAUGUCCAGAGUGUUAAACCAAAUGUCCAAGUAUUGAUGUGGACUUGCCAUCAAAUGGGUGGUAAUCAAUUUUGGGCUUAUGAUGUGGAACACCAGUGGCUGGUUCAUGGUCAGGCGGGUGUGAAUUGUUUGGAGGCCGUGGAAAAGAAUGGCAAAAUGUCGGUACGUGGUAAUGCUUGUGAUAAUUCUAAUCCUCGCAUGAAAUGGGAAUUUGGUAAAGUGAAUCAUGAGCUAAUGGAAAAGUUUUAUGAGGGUGUAGAUCUUUAA
Messenger RNA from Calliphora vicina (urban bluebottle blowfly), 1985 nucleotides. Its product is annotated as N-acetylgalactosaminyltransferase 4-like. Gene Ontology annotation, biological process: protein O-linked glycosylation. Gene Ontology annotation, molecular function: polypeptide N-acetylgalactosaminyltransferase activity. Gene Ontology annotation, cellular component: Golgi apparatus. The record is from RefSeq and is a predicted model, not a curated record. The transcript is spliced from 3 exons. Bases 9 to 1985 code for a protein of 658 amino acids. NCBI's taxonomy places the organism in Eukaryota, Metazoa, Arthropoda, Insecta, Diptera, Calliphoridae.